Molecule: messenger RNA, 648 nt
Organism: Meloidogyne enterolobii
Lineage: Eukaryota; Metazoa; Nematoda; Chromadorea; Rhabditida; Meloidogynidae
Source: the annotation of a GenBank genome assembly
UUUUUCUCCAAUUUUUUUUGUGUCAACAAUUUAACAAACAAGGACAAAAAUAAGGGGGGAAUGUGUUGAAAUCAAUUGAUUUUUUAAAUUCUUUAUGGGACCAAUCCCGUCAUGACCGCCCUUGUUUACUGUAUUGUUUACAUUCUUUUUUGCUUCUGUCCGAAGGAAAGGAAAGGGGGGGGAAGGCUUGGGCGAAGGCUGGCAAUUGGCGAGUAGAAAAAUAAAAAUAUAAAUAGUCUCGGUUUUGUGUUCCCUUUUUUAACCCCUUUUCUUCACCUUUCUCUUUUAUUUUUUUUAUUUUUCACUUUAAAAAUGUUAUUUUUUUUGUUUUUCUUGAUUUUCUCCCCCAAUUAUUUUUGUUUUUUUUAAAUAAAUAACAAAAACAUAUCAAUCAAUUUAGACUUAAUUACUGUAUUUAUUUGUGUCUGGUGUGUUGUUGAUUAAAGUGUAUUUUUAAAUACCUCUAUGUUGAUUGAGAACAUUUUUAAGGGGUGGAAAGAGGAAAUAAAUUCCAAAAAUUUUUUUCUUCCGGGUGAUUUCUUUUGUCCGGUUCUCGACAAUGUUUGGAGCUGGUACCUAAAUUCCUCUACCCUUACCUUUAUGCGAGUACUAGGGAAAAAAGCCUACGCGAGUACAAGCAAAUUUUAA